Adineta steineri is the source of this 306-nucleotide messenger RNA. The record is from the annotation of a GenBank genome assembly. Lineage: Eukaryota; Metazoa; Rotifera; Eurotatoria; Adinetida; Adinetidae.
AUGCAAACUUUGGCGCAUGAUCGUUUAACGGUGACGGUUUUCUUUCUGAUAACUUUGCAACAUGGUUUGCAGCAGCAUACAGUUUUACGUACACAACAGCAUGGACCACAGCAGCAAUUGCAGCAUGGAUCACAACAGCAAUCAGAGCAAGGAUCACAACAAGAGCAACAACACGGAUCACAGCAUGAACUACAACAUGAUUUACAGCACGAGCCACAACCACAGCCGCAACCACAUCCACAUCCACAACCGCAACCGCAACCGCAUCCACAUCCACAGCCUGGCAUAUUAAUAGUAAUAAUGUAG